AAUUUUAAAAUAUUAAUUGAAAACAUAAAUGUAAAACAACGAAUAAACCGCAAUAAAAUUUUGCCGCAAUCCAAAACGAGACUACCCGCCGGCAAAUCGUUUAUGUUCGAAAAAGCGAUAUCAAUCUUAUCCACCAAUUUUAUAAUAUAAUGAGGAUGUAUGUAUGCAACUGCGUGAUUGCUAAAAUUGUGAAAAAAAUUCAAACUUAUGUAGAAUAUCUCUGUUAGCAGUUAACGGAAUUUAAAGUGAUGUUAUAGUAGAUGAAACUCAAUAAGCAUUUAUAAUCACCGAUAAGUACAACGGAAACAUUCCUUCACAUAACAUAUAACUUUACUAAACUAUUAGUCGCAUGAUUUCAUUAAAAAGGGAUGGAUGCCUACACAUUACCAACGUACUUCCCACUGGCUACCUAUUCAGAUUUACAAUUUCUGGCUUCUCGACGAGUAGCUGCAGUGGCAGCUGCAGCAACUGUGCUGCCCCCACCUCCACCACUACCGACCUCAGUUGUAACUGCUACGAAUUCAGUUAACUCCACAAACGUGAAUGGCAUCAACAGCUGCAAUAAUCCAAAUAGUGGUGAGGAUGAGUGCAAUCCUGCCGAGAGCAGCAAAUUGCAGAUGUCUCUGGACGUUAUGAACAUGGCUGCUGCUGUACACCCUCACUCGCACCCACUUCAUAACACUCACGGUGCUGUACCACCACCUACAGCUCAACCGCACGAUUUUCAUCCAGCCUACAGAAUUCCAAGCUACAUGGAACAUUUGUACUCACUCCAACGUACCAGUCCUACCGCAUCUUUUCAUGAUCCAUAUACAGGCUGUCCUUCAACAUUUCAUUUAACAGGGCUAACUUUCAACUCUGGUGAUUAUUUAGGUGCCCGUGCUGUUAGUUCCUUGGGUGAUCUACAUCCAGCAACGGCGGCAGCUGCAGCAGUAGCUGCCAAUUCCUUAACAAGUACCGACUUUCAUUUGAGCGUCGAUGGAUCCCGACUGACUAAUUCACGAGCGGGAAGUAUACGGGCCAGCAUUAGUCGGAAACGUGCCCUUUCCUCCUCGCCAUAUUCGGACUCCUUCGAUAUAAAUUCAAUGAUCCGAUUUUCACCAAACUCAUUGGCCACAAUUAUGAAUGGUUCGCGCUCCAGCAGCACCGCUAGUGGAUCGUACGGUCACUUAUCAGCUGGUACUAUCAGUCCAGUUCCUCAUUUGCAACAGCUACAAGCUCAUUUAAUACGCGCUAGUGCUGGUUUACUGCAUCCUAUACCAUCACAUCAAGCUGCAGCUGCCAGUAUGUUUGCUAUGGGACAUAUACACCCACUGCAAUCAGCAGCAGCUGCCGCAGCCGCUGUCGCAGCAACAGUUACAAACAAUGGUGUUGGUAGCACAAGCAACGCUGGAGGAAUGCCACAAAUCAAUAAAAAUAAUGUUAGUGACAUAGUAAAUACGACAAAUCCAGGCACUAUCUCAAGCAGAAAAAAUUAUUAUGAAGACGUGGCAUUAAUAAAUAAAACUAAACCAGAGCAGCCGACUUCAACAUCAAGUGGUGUAGCGCAAGUUGAAGCGGAUAGUGCGUCAUCAAACGCACUCCUGCAUCGGUGCAAAAUCAUCAAGAGUCCACUGGUACCCUGCUCUAGUAAUGUUCAGUGUAAUACAACAACACCACACAGUGACUACGAGUGCCCCAUUGUCGACACUACCGACAUAAAAGACGAACCAGGUGAUUUUAUAGAAACCAACUGCCAUUGGCGUGAUUGUGGUAUAGAGUUCGUGACGCAGGAAGAGUUAGUUAAACAUAUUAACAAUGAUCACGUACAGACCAAUAAGAAAACAUUCGUUUGCCGAUGGUAUGAAUGUUCUCGUGGCGAAAAGCCUUUUAAGGCCCAAUAUAUGUUAGUUGUACAUAUGCGGCGGCACACGGGGGAAAAGCCGCAUAAAUGCACGUUUGAGGGUUGCUGCAAGGCAUAUUCCCGUCUUGAGAAUUUAAAAACCCAUUUACGUUCACAUACAGGCGAGAAGCCUUAUACCUGUGAGUACCCUGGUUGCAGUAAAGCCUUUAGCAAUGCAAGUGAUCGCGCUAAGCACCAAAAUCGCACACACAGCAAUGAGAAACCAUAUAUAUGUAAAGCACCAGGAUGCACCAAACGCUAUACCGACCCUAGCUCUUUACGUAAACACGUGAAAACAGUGCAUGGUGCCGACUUUUAUGCAAGCAAAAAACACAAGGGGUCUUCCAACGAGGAUGAUAAUGGUGGUAUAGAUGGGCAUGGUAUUACCAGCAGUGCGAUUGGAUCAAAUGGUUUAAAAUCUUCCUUACAUAUGCAACUUCAUAAUCACAAUCAUCCUCAAAUCGAUUCAAGUCCUCGUAGCGAAGACAUGCAUUCGGGCAAAACAAACAGCAUUUCCAGUCCAAGCAUCAAAUCGGAAUCCGAUGCUAAUUCCCCAGAUCACAGCCCCAAUGGGGCAGAAGGUAAUCAGCUAUUGAUACAAAGGUCACAAUUACGUUCGACCGGAAAUAUUCGUGACAACGAAAGUUCUACUUCAGGAACCGGUUUUAGAGCUGACGAAUUUCAAUUUAGCUCUGUAGCUCCCCUUGAUGAGGGUUGGGAGUAUGAUGAAGAUUUGGGAGUUGAAGAUUUGCCAUAUGUUUUACGCGCAAUGGUAAGCAUUGGUAGUGCGGUCAACACCGGAAAUGGUGGCUGCGGAAAUAUAAAUAGUGGCCCGGGAGGCGGUGGUGGUGCAAGCGGGGUUCUUGGUGGAACUAUGUCGCGGCAGCGUCUUCGGAGUCGAUUACAGGCAAAAGGUAUAAAUUUGGGUUCAGUAAUGUUAUCAAACAUUCCUGAAGCACGUCGAAAUGUUGGCUUAGGAAUUGGUGAAUUAAAUCAAAGAAUAAAUAAUUUAAAAAUGGAGUCAACCACUUCCCCAAUGUCGCCACCCAGCCCAGAUUACAUAUCCAAAAUGACAGGAAGUCAUACAACUGAGCUUCAGACCCGCUUACAACAACAGCAAUUUUUAAGACGUGAUAGUCAGAAUUCCAAUGCUAGCACUUACUAUUGCAGUAUGCAGAGUAGGCGCAGUAGCCUAUCCUCUCAGGUGUCUUCCAUAUCUACCAUGAGACCCACAUAUAACAUAGGCUCUUUCUAUGAUCCUAUAUCGCCCGGCUGUUCUCGAAGAUCAAGCCAACUUUCGAAUAUAACUUCUAAUGUUUUGGGCUGCAGUAGUAAUUAUAAUGCUAAUGGUGGCACCAACGCGAACGCCACCAGCAAUAUUAAUAACAUUGUUGACAAGGGCCCAUCAAAUAACUUGAUGUUAAGCAAUUCAGCGACCGCUACUGAUAGUUCCCUGUGCAAUAAUAUAAUUAAAUUGAAUGGAAACAAUGGUAACAACCACAGUUUGCCACCACCACCAUCCUCGCAUUUGAUAUCAUCACGUUUGCGUCUUCGAAACAAAAAUUAUCAGCACAAAACUCCACCUCGCGACCGUGGUCGUAGCUCCAUACCAAACCUUCUAUUUCCACAACUCAUUGAAGAACAUUGUACUUCAUGCUCAAUGUUAAAAUCCUCUCAAGAACAUUUUAAGCGUCGUCAAUCUGAGCCCACAAGGACAAAAAACAAUCAUUGUUCAUCUCCCCAACCGACUUCCGUUCCAUUUGUUCCAUACAAAAUGCCCACCAUAACUCGCACAACUAAUAGCUUAGAUAUAGAAGACAAUCAAGAUAAAUUGAAAACAAGUAAUUGUGUUGGAGAGAAACCUAUCGCUUCAUCUCGUGAACAUCAUCCAAACGAAAGAGUUAAUCUGGAUGAAGUUGAAGAAGAUGAACUUAUCGAGAAUAAAUUGGUAUUACCAGAUGAAAUGCUUAUAUAUCUCAAUCAAGUAGCCGAUAAACCAUAUUCAACUCGGCAACAGGAGCCACCAAGCCAACAACCAUUACAAACGAAACCAAAAGAAAUAAAAUCUUCAUCGAUCGUUGCUGAUACGGCAAAACAAGCACAAACUUCCCAAUUUAUAGAAAAUGAUGUUGUGAAAGCAGCGUGCACAUCAGCUUCACCCACCAUGUAUCCAAACAGCCCCACUUUAACUUGCGUAACACAAAACCAAACAACAAUGGGUCAAAGUAUGUCUCCUUUAUCCAAUUAUUAUGUGACGGCAAGAGAAAGUUCCACCCGCACUCUUAAUUAUGAAAUGUGUAGUCCUCAAAGACCUAAUCCAACAUACAACAUCUAUCACGCCAGUUCACAAGUAGCAGAACAUCACGAUAUGGAAUAUGAUUGUAAUUAUAAUAAUUCAACAAAUGACAGCAUGAUAGCUGACCAAUUGCAUCAGCAACCGCAACAGCAAUUUGAACAGCAUUUGGCGAUUAACUACUUCCGCAUGGAGAAUUUGAAUCUUCAUUCUAGAGACCACAAUUCAAAUCUACCACACCACUAUCAGCACCAACAGCAUUCUCAGUUUCAACAACAGCCAAAGUCACAACAAGAAAAUACAGCUAUUUGUGUCGAUUUGUCAAUGACAAGUUUACCAGAAACUAAAGCCGACAGUAUUUCAAAACCUUGCGAUGAGCAGAUUACAGCAGUUGGAGCUGUGGGUGUAAAUAAUAACAUAUUUUACCGAGUACCUAGUACGGAGCGGCGGUUUCAGCAACAUCAGCAAAUGUUGCAAAUUCAACGGCCAGCUUUACCAGCAUUGAGUGACCCAGUCUGCAAAUUAGCUGUUGCCGAAAUUCAAUGUGGCGAUAUCAGUCAAUCCCAAAUGUCACCCAUAUUGGAAUCACGGCAACAAAACCCAUCAACUAAAGUUAUAAUGGCGGCAAACACUACACCACAAACAGCUGUGACUACCACUAUGACCAUGCAAUCAAUGUCGACCAAUCAAAUCCAGGUAGGCCCAGCAGUAGGACAUUUCAUAAACAACUUUCCAACCACAACAAUAACAACAGUUGCGGCAUCAACUACUGAAUUAUUUGGCAGUAGUAGAAAUAAUGGACAAAAUGUGCCCUAUAUUCUAAACAACGAAUCGGUCGCUAAUGGCGGCAUGCGUUUCGAUACAUACCAACGCACACUUGAAUAUGUGCAGAACUGCCAAAACUGGUUACAUACUAACGAUUCCGGCACACAUAGCAGUAGCAAUCACGACAAUGAAAGGCCUGAUUACGAGCAAAACGUCCAGCAAGCUGUUAGCAGUUCUACACAUCCCAGCAAUAAUAUGAUAAUCAAUGACAUGACAACCUCGUUGAGCUCGUUACUAGAAGAAAACAGAUAUUUUCAACUCUUGCAAUGAAUAUAAUAUACAUAUGUAUAUAUACUACAUACUCUAAUAUAUACUAUAGACAUGUUCAUGUAUAUUCACCAAUUAUUUGAAAAAAAUUUUCUUUAUCUUAGCUACCACAUUCCCUCUCUCUAUAUGUGCUAAUAGAAUUGUAUAACUAGUUUCGGUGCGUAUUUACAAAUCAUAGUUCCCUUGUUCAUUUUUCUUUUGAUAAAAAAAAGUGUCAUUGAUGAUAAAUCAAUUGACAAGACUGUUCAAUCUCCUGAUUUUCGAUUGUGUCUUAAUACAACAUUUUUGUGUUUUUAAAUUAAGUAUAUUAUGUAUUAUCUCAUAUACAAAGAGAAAACACUUUUCGUUAUGUGCUGUUAUGGAUAUUUUUACAAAAUCACCUUCGAUUUUUUAUCUAAGUAAAUUGAAUAAACAAAAGUCGUUUUUGUCACACAAUUUAUAACUCAAGAACGGCUGAACCGAUUUGACUCAAAAUUGGUAAGAAGGUAGCUUAGAAACUGGGGACAAUCGUUACAGAUCAUUGAAAGUCAAAACAAUUCUUAUAUAAAAAAUUAUAUUUCAAAUCAAAAGCAUGUGUUCAAUUUGCAUAUAAUAAUCAUUUAAUAUUUUUUUUACUUAAAAAAAAAUUAACAUAACUGCCUGGGUGCAGUAAUUUUUGUUUCCACGCAUAUCUAUAUCUAUGGUUUUUUAUAAUUGUUGUUAAUGGACAAGGCGUUUUUGUUUUGGACACACUAUGUGGAACCAUGACAUUUG
Molecule: messenger RNA, 6020 nt
Organism: Bactrocera latifrons
Lineage: Eukaryota; Metazoa; Arthropoda; Insecta; Diptera; Tephritidae
Gene: ci
Product: transcriptional activator cubitus interruptus
Exons: 6
Coding region: 369-5270 (1633 amino acids)
Biological process (GO): regulation of transcription by RNA polymerase II
Cellular component (GO): nucleus
Molecular function (GO): DNA-binding transcription factor activity, RNA polymerase II-specific; RNA polymerase II cis-regulatory region sequence-specific DNA binding
Source: RefSeq, a predicted model, not a curated record